Molecule: messenger RNA, 474 nt
Organism: Plasmodium relictum
Lineage: Eukaryota; Apicomplexa; Aconoidasida; Haemosporida; Plasmodiidae
Product: AP-3 complex subunit sigma, putative
Exons: 1
Coding region: 1-474 (157 amino acids)
Biological process (GO): vesicle-mediated transport; intracellular protein transport
Cellular component (GO): membrane coat; intracellular membrane-bounded organelle
Source: RefSeq, a predicted model, not a curated record
AUGAUAAAAGGUGUAAUAAUAAUUAAUAAUUCCGGAAAACCAAGAUUUUUACGUUUUUAUGAUGGAAGUAGUCAUGAGAGACAACAAUUAAUAAUUAAAAAAAUUCAUGAAAUUUUAACAAAAAGAUUGGAUAAAGAAUGUUGUUGUUUUAUUGAAGACAAGGAAUUAUUCGAUUCAGAUGUAAAAGUUGUAUAUAGGCAUUUUGCUACUUUAUAUUUCGUUUUUAUUAUUGAUACUAUGGAAAGUGAAUUAGGAAUUUUAGAUUUAAUUCAAGUCUUUGUUCAAGUUUUAGAUGCUAAUUUCGAAAAUGUUUGUGAACUGGAUUUAAUAUAUAAUUAUGAACAAAUUAAUUAUAUAUUAGACGAAAUAAUUAUGGGGGGCAUAGUAUUAGAAACAAAUAUAGAUACAAUAAUUAGUUCAAUAAAUGGAUCUAAAAAAUUAAUUGAAAAUGAAUCUUCUUUUUUCGGUGACUAA